Molecule: messenger RNA, 1368 nt
Organism: Pyrenophora tritici-repentis Pt-1C-BFP
Lineage: Eukaryota; Fungi; Ascomycota; Dothideomycetes; Pleosporales; Pleosporaceae
Source: RefSeq, a predicted model, not a curated record
AUGUCUCGACCGUAUGACAAUGCCAAUAUUGAGCAGCUCCAACGCGACGCCGAUGAAUGUUUACUUACCUACGGGACCGACUUCCACCCUGAGAUCAUUACCUCUACUAAGGGCAUCUAUGUUGAGACAGCCUCUGGUCAUCGGAUGAUGGACUUCACGUCUGGUCAGAUGAGCACUUUGAUAGGCCAUGGUCAUCCCGAAGUUGUGAAGGUGGUAAAUGACCACGCGCAACACCUUGACCACCUCUUCAGUGGCAUGAUUAGCCCUCCAGUCAUUAACCUUGCGAAACGACUUACUGAUGUUGCACCCGCUGGUCUCGAUAAAGCGUUCUUUUUGAGCACUGGAGGGGAGAGCAACGAAGCGGCUAUCCGUUUAGCCAAGUUUUACACUGGGAAAUUCGAGAUUGUUGGUCUGGCAGCAUCCUGGCAUGGUAUGACUGGCGCAUCGCUCGGUGCUCAGUAUCAUGCUGGUUAUGGACCUAACAUGGCCGGCAAUCUUGCGCUUCCGACUCCUAAUGCGUACCGUUCGAUCUUCAGAAAUCCAGACGGAACAUAUGACUGGGCGACUGAGCUGGACUAUGGCUUUGACCUUUUGGACAAGCAGUCUUGCGGAUCACUUGCAGCAGUCAUUGUUGAGCCUAUAUUAUCGAGUGGUGGCAUGUUGGAGCUUCCACCCGGGUAUCUGAAGGCCUUGAAGAAGCAUUGUGAGGCGAGGAGUAUGUUACUCAUCGUCGACGAGGCGCAAACAGCACUUGGCAGAGCAGGAGAUAUGUUUGCCUUUGCACAUCAUCCCGAAGAUGAGGGUGUGGUUCCUGACAUUCUCACUCUCAGCAAGACGCUUGGAAACGGCAUUCCACUUAGCGCGGUUCUAACAUCGAAUCCCAUCGCUCAGCAUGCCAAAGAAAAUGGCUUCUUGUUCUACACUACACACAUCAACGAUCCUCUACCAGCAGCUGUAGGCGACAAAGUCCUCGAAAUCGUCAUCAGAGAUGACCUGUGUGCUCGCUCUAAGAGGCUCGGAAUCAAGCUUCAAGCUGGUCUCAGACACCUUCAGUCACGAUAUGGCUGCAUCGGUGACGUUCGUGGUCGUGGUCUCAUGGCGGGAGUUGAGAUUGUUGCCGACAGGAAGACGAAAGUUGGGGCCCCGGAAGUGGGUAGGGCAGUAUCAAACAAGAUGAUGGAAAUGGGGCUGUGGUCUCAACUGGCCACUAUGGCAUCGUUUGGUGGGGUCUUUCGGGUUGCGCCUCCAAUCACUGUCACAGAAGAGCAGCUCGAUCUCGCGUUGUCAAUCAUUGAGGAGGCUCUGAGAAUGACUCCUGGCACAAUGCCGCUAUAUACGGAUAAUUUGUCUGUCGUUGCACAGCUCUGA